GCGCGUGCGCUUGCGCGUGCGCGGGGCUGGAGACCAAGUUCGCUGAGAUUGGCGAUGGCGGCGGCCGGGGAAACUUCACCGCAGCCGGCGGCUUCGGAACAGCCGGCGGAGCUGCCUGCCUCCGUGCGGGCGAGCAUCGAGCGGAAGCGGCAGCGGGCGCUGAUGCUGCGCCAGGCCCGGUUGGCGGCCCGGCCCUACCCGGCGACGGCGGUUGCGGCUACCGGAGGCAUGACUAACAUAAAAGCUGCCCCAAAGAUAAUUGAUACACAUGGAGGCUUCAUUCUGGAAGAGGAAGGAGAAGAAGAACAUACAGUUGGAAAAGUUGUUCAUGAGCCAGGACCUGUUAUGGAAUUUGAUUAUGCAAUAUGUGAAGAAUGUAGUAGAGAAUUUAUGGAUUCUUAUCUUAUGAAUCACUUUGAUUUGCCAACUUGUGAUAACUGCAGAGAUGCUGAUGAUAAACACAAACUUAUAACUAAAACAGAAGCAAAACAAGAAUACCUUCUGAAAGACUGUGAUUUAGAAAAAAGAGAACCACCUCUUAAAUUUAUUGUGAAGAAGAAUCCUCGUCAUUCACAAUGGGGUGAUAUGAAACUCUACUUAAAAUUACAGAUUGUGAAGAGGGCUCUUGAAGUUUGGGGUAGUCAGGAAGCAUUAGAAGAAGCGAAGGAAGUUCGACAGAAAAACCGAGAGAAAAUGAAACAGAAGAAGUUUGAUAAAAAAGUAAAAGAAUUACGGCGAGCAGUAAGAAGCAGUGUAUGGAAAAGGGAAGUGGUUGCUCACCAACAUGAGUAUGGACCAGAAGAAAACCUAGAAGAUGACAUGUACCGGAAGAUUUGUACUGUAUGUGGCCAUGAAUUGACGUAUGAGAAAAUGUGAUUUUUAGUUAAAUGAUCUGUUUUACAGAGUUUUAGGUUUAGAUAUAAGAAAUUUACAUUGGUCUUAUUCAAAAUUCACAAAAAUGUCUUUAUAGGUGAAACAGUUGUAUAAAUAAUGCUUCAGUACUAAGUAUGUAUGGUAUGGCUUAAGAGCAAGUGGUCUGAUAAUUUUUUCUGGAACAGGGAUGGGAGCUGAGUGGUACAGUAGGUUUAAAAGUGUUAGAUGAUAGCUAAAGUUCAGAAAUAUGAAACCAAGGCAAACUUUCGAUUGGGGUAGGAGGAUGAGUUUUAGUAAAGGCAAAAGCUGGCUGCACUGGGUUCUUACUCCAAGAAACAGGAAUAGUGGUAAACCCUGCCAAGUCAGCAAAAAAGGAACUACUACUAGGACAAGUCCUGGUUAAUAACAGGAAUAAAGAAUGAAUUGUAGGGGUCUGAUCAUGUUUUCUGUAUUUGUAGGGUUUAGUAUAGGCCCUAAUAUUAGUUGCUACAUAGCCCUGUUCAAAUCUGGAUUAAAAUGGAAAAACAACCAGGAAGGUAAUUAUAGUAAGUUUGUCAUUACUUGCUAACAUUUACUGAGCACUUACCAUGUGCCAGAAAACCAUUAUGCUAAGUGCCUUACAGAUAUUCUAAUUAAAUCCUGGGAGGGAAGACAGCUUGCUUCUUUGCUUAUUUAGCACUUGGAAAGGAAAUGAUAACCAAAAACCUGACCAAGAAAGGCAAAAGUCAAAACAAGUCAAACCCAAAGAGGCUUGACUAUAAUUACUAAUUACUCUCUUCAUAAGUAUUCAAUACAGAAAUGUUAAAUAUA
Myotis myotis is the source of this 1683-nucleotide messenger RNA. RefSeq names its product XPA, DNA damage recognition and repair factor (gene XPA). Gene Ontology annotation, molecular function: damaged DNA binding. Gene Ontology annotation, cellular component: nucleotide-excision repair factor 1 complex. The coding region runs from base 55 to 876 and encodes 273 amino acids. Gene Ontology annotation, biological process: nucleotide-excision repair, DNA damage recognition; nucleotide-excision repair involved in interstrand cross-link repair; base-excision repair. The transcript has 6 exons. The record is from RefSeq and is a predicted model, not a curated record. Lineage: Eukaryota; Metazoa; Chordata; Mammalia; Chiroptera; Vespertilionidae.